Messenger RNA from Podarcis lilfordi (Lilford's wall lizard), 5668 nucleotides. The record is from the annotation of a GenBank genome assembly. Lineage: Eukaryota; Metazoa; Chordata; Lepidosauria; Squamata; Lacertidae.
AUGUAUUGGAAACAAAACACCAGGUAAGUCUGCUUUUUUUCCUCUCCUAUAACUGCCUUGACACCUUCUUAAUCUUUGCAUGCACAGAGGCAAAUUCUAAGCAAAUUUUAGACAUGCAAAAGCUUGCUAUUUUGGCUCCAGCGAGAGUAAAUGGUAAUUGACAGAGCUGUAGAAGGCUUUACUAAUUAGACUACAAAUGUAUUUAGGAAGCAGAUGCCCUGGCGAUAUUAUGAAAGAGAAUGCAGCUGUUAAACUAGGAUUCUAUGGAUGUGCAGGAUAGCACCCUUCAUUUGGCAACUGUGGUGGCUGAGCCAUUCAGCUGCUUUACUCUAGUUUUUAAGAGUAAGAUUCUCAGCUUGAAGUCUCAUUGAAUUUAGUUUUGACUUGCAGCACAGUACAAAAGCAUGUCUACUCAGAAGUAAGUCCCGCUGAGUUCAAUGGGGCUUACUCCCAGGUAAGCAGCAAGAGGAUUGCAGCCUCACUCCUUAGUGGGUGAUAGCCAACUAAGCCAUUAUUAGAACAGAGCCAUUGCAAUCAAUGCACUUAAGUGUUGUUAGUGGGUCUACUCUUGAGUAUGACUUAUGCCGCUUGUCACGCAGUGUGUUUAGUAUUGCAUUCUUUACCUUACGAUUAAGAUGACAUUCCUAUGUACUAACUUACACCAUGAGACAUUUUAUGGGAUAUCGUUGAGUUUAUUAUGACAUGAACCACUUUGGUGUUUCUUGUUUGCAAAUGAAAAAAAUAGCAUGGAAACAUUUUUAUUAAAUAAAGUACCUGGGAGUCAUGUCCCACUAAAUUACCGUAAGUGGGAUUUACUUCUGAGUAGACAUGCCUUGGCAUGUACCUUUCUCUCAAGCCCUUUUCUAUAUAAACUAUUUCUUCUGAUUUUGCAUUUCUAGGUUUAUUUUAGCAGUGACUCUGGCCUUGCAAAGUAUUCACUUUGGAAAAGGUGAGAAGCUCCCUCUUCUUCUGUCUAUUUUUUUUUUUUGUCUCAACACUGUUAAAUGUGUGCACUUUUUUAAUAAAACACACAAACCUAUAUCAUCUUAUUUUUUUAUCACCUUGUCUCCUAUAAGGGUCCAGACACGAGAAAAUACAGGAUGCUGGAGAAAUUGCUGGUGCCACAGUCCCAAAGGAUAACAUCAAAGACCAACUCACCACAUUAAAUAUCUUCAAUGAGAUGAACCACAGUUAUGAGAGCAGGAAACAGCUCAAUAAGCCAAUAGUGCCUUUCAUUGGUCUUACUGAAAGUAGGUAACAAUGUCAUUUGCCAUCUUUAUGCUGCCAAAACAAUCAUUAUAUACUGCAGAGAUGGCCUAUGGCCCUCGCGAUGUCAUUGGAUUCCAACUGGUCCCAGCCAUCUGUAUUUGCAGAUAUAGCAGAGACAAAAAGUCUGGUAUAGAGUUUUGAAAUGUAUAUAGUCUUGAGCAAAGGAGGCCCAAACUCAAAUCGCUUUGCCACCAAACUUCCUGGGAAUGCAAUCCCAGAUAUGUUUACCUGGAGGUAAAACCCAUUGUGUUCAAUGGGGCUUCUUUCUACCUAAGUGUUUUCAGGAUUCCAGCCUAAAUUUUAACCUAUCCUAGCUCGCAGGGUUGUUGUGAGACUAAACUGAGGGACACCUCUAAAGCUCCUUGCAGGAAGGGUGGGAUAAAAAUGUAAUAAAUGCACAUGUGUCCAUUGGGAAUCUGCUGUCAAUUAACCCCAACCCUUGUGCCAUUUCUAAUUUAAUACUCAAAUGUUCAUGGGUGCCAAUUCUGUGGAAAUAUUUUAUGGUGGUUCAAGCAGUUUUUAUGCUGUUGUAUAUCUGAACAGGAUCUUAUAAUAAUAAAUUAUUAUUAGUAGUAGUAAUAAUAAUAAUAAUAAUAAUAAUAAUACCCCGUCCAUCUGGCUGGGUUUCCCCAGCCACUCUGGGCAGCUUCCAACAAAAUAUUAAAAAUACAAUAAAACAUCAAACAUAAAAAACUUCCCUAAACAGGGCUGCCUUCAGAUGUCUUGUAAAAGUUGUGUAGUUCUUUAUCUCCUUGACAUCUGAUGGGAGGGCGUUCCACAUGGCAGGUGCCACUACCGAGAAGGCCCUCUGCCUGGUUCCCUGUAACUUUGCUUCUCACAGUGAGGGAACUGCCAGAAGGCCCUUGGCGCUGGACCGCAGUGUUCCUACGGGAAAGUGCUGCAGUUCCCAUGUAAUAUGUCUAUGGCUUAGGUCAAUCACUGAGCUAUAUUGAGCUAUAUCAGAAAUACUCUUUCUACCCAGGGAUAAUAGAAGAGCAUGAGAUGUUAUUCUGCUAUUAAUGUCACAUAAAAACAAGGCCAUGUGCUUGUUAAUUUUAUUUCAGUUCAUUGUUUUCAGCUAAACCGUGGGUAGGCAAACUAAGGCCCAAGGGCCGGAUCUGACCCAAUCACCUUCUAAAUCCAGCCCGCGGACGGUCCGGGAAUCAGCAUGUUUUUACAUGAGCAGAAUGUGUCCUUUUAUUUAAAACGCAUCUCUGGGUUGUUUGUGGGGCAUAGGAAUUCAUUCAUUUCCCCCCAAAAAAUAGAGUCCGGCCCCCCACAAAGUCUGAGGGACAGUGGACCGGCCCCCUGCUGAAAAAGUUUGCUGACCCCUGAGCUAAACUAUAACCCAUCAGAAAUCUGCAAAUCCAGGACCAGUCUUUGUUAGAGGGUCAUAAGAAAAAUCUGACUUUCAUUCUUUUUGGCAAAUGUCUGUCAUGCUACUUUCAAAGAAAACCCAUUUAUUUAAGUGAUGAGUGAGGUCUGCUUCUGGGAAAGUGGACUUAUAUGAAGUCCACAAGCUUCUUCAGCAGAGACAUGCCAGGGGGUUGCUGCCUGGCCACUGAGUAAUCCCUAGUAGUGUGCUUUUAAUCCUUAUCUAAACAAACUGGGCUUAACUGAGCAAACACUCUUAACAGGCAGCUAAUUUUAUUGUCCCCUCAAGGCCAAUAAAAAUCAGACCUUUGGCAGCCAGGGAGACUUGGUGGGGCAAGUGAGAAUGUAGGUUCAAAGAGGGUCUGCUUCUUAGUAAACCGUGGAAUUAUUCACUUCCAGGUAAAACGCUGAAGCGGGAUUGCUGUCAAAAUGGAGGAACUUGCAUCCUGGGCAGCUUCUGUGCAUGCCCCCAACACUUCACUGGCAGAUACUGUGAAUAUGAUCAAAGAAAGAGGUAAGGAAACUGACUGGGAGACAUGAGUUCCUGGAGAGACGUAGUUUGCUUAUAAUUAGGGUCAAUUGGUGGAAAAAAGACCAGUGAAUUCAAUGGAAAAGCUUUUGAUGCAGCAGACACAGAGGAGGGGAGGCAAUUUUUGCCUACAGUGGUACCUCUGGUUAAGUACUUAGUUCGUUCUGGAGGUCUGUUCUUAACCUGAAACUGUUCUUAACCUGAAGCAUCACCACUAAUGGGGCCUCCUGCUGCCGCCAUGCCGCCAGAGCAUAAUUUCUGUUCUCAUCCUGAAGCAAAGUUCUUAACCUGAAGCACUAUUUCUGGGUUAGCGGAGUCUGUAACCUGAAGCGUAUGUAACCUGAGGUACCACUGUAUUUACCUUCGUACUGCUCACUGGAGGCUGAUGCUCUUUGGCAUGAUUAGGAUGGAAGACAGAGCAGGAUUUCUAAACCAUAAUUGGUUAUUAUUUUAUGUUACGUUUUCUGUGGACUGCUGUCCUGGGUUUAAGUUUUUCCUAUACUGCUGUUUUAACGAUGGUGAUGGUGAUAACACGUCAGUAUUAAUUAAUUCUGAACCUUCUGAUCUGUCCUUGGCAGCAACUGUGGCGUGUUCGAACAUGGACAGUGGAUACGAAAGAGUUGCCAUCUUUGUCGGUGUGCUUUUGGUGAACUGCACUGUCUAUCUCCGCGAAACUGUGGUAAGAUGAAACUUCAAUCUAUUGUUUUGCUAAUUUGCUAUAUAUUGAUGGUCCUUCAUCAUUCUGACUUGUCACCAGUGAGCUUCCAUUUUAUUUACCUUUCCAGAAGGUUCCUCGUUUCUGAGAGCUUAGCAACAAAGGUUAUUUCAAUGUAGCUUCCUUUCUCCAAGCUAUUUGAAAGACUUCCAAAUAAAAUGUCACAACAUACCAUAACACUAGGGAACUUUCCCCUUUUCCUAGUUUUAAAUUUUCCUAUCCCUCCAGCUGAAUAUUUGAUGGAAGGAAAAAAUAAGACUCAAAAGGUUUCUUGCCAACAAAAUACAGUGGUACCUCGGGUUACAUACCCUUCAGGUUACAUACGCUUCAGGUUACAGACUCCGCUGACCCAGAAAUAGUACCUCGGGUUAAGAACUUUGCUUCAGGAUGAGAACAGAAAUUGUGCUCCGGCGGUGCAGCGGCACCACCCAUUAGCUAAAGUGGUGCUUCAGGUUAAGAACAGUUUCAGGUUAAGAACAGACCUCUGGAAUGAAUUAAGUACUUAACCCAAGGUACCACUGCAUAGGCAUGUAGAGCAAUUUAAGGAAUGGGUCGUGUUGGAGUAGUUCAGAUUAAAUUUUAUCAUAAUGAUCCCUUCUGGCCUCAGAAAUCUAUGAAAGCCAGUCAGUUAUGUAUAUCUGUUAUUUAAAUGUCUUAUCUUAACAAAGUUCACUGAGCAAUUAGGCUAUAUCAGGAACUAACUCCACACUUGCUUGACUGCUAGUUAUAUGUAAAAGAUAUAUGCUAAAAGAGUGAUCCUUAAUACAUCCCCCACUAAAUAAUGAUUCUCCCAGUUCAAUUAAGUGCAUUGUAAGGAGCAGGAGUUCAACAGAAGAUGUUAUUUCGGGGAAGAACUUCCUCAGUUGAAUUUCUGUCUGUCCUGAGGCUGUUAAAAGUACGGAAGGACUGUCUCCAGCAUUAUCUAGCUUGGGAACUUUAGUCCAGCACCUCCAUUCUUAAUGCCUUUAUUUUGAAAGGCAGCCCCACUAAUCAGAGUGUUCAGUAUUUUUUCCUCCCUAUAAAUGGUUUAGGAAAGAGUAUGGCUUUAAACUUAGAAGUUCCAGUGUAAUAUAUGUGAUCCUUGUAGGUUUGGGGUAUUAAUCUGUUUAUUUCCUUUACUUGUGAGAAAAGGGUUAAAAAUAAAAGGCAUUCUAUUAACUUCCUUGUGGUUUGUAUUUACAUUUGAUUAUGCUGUGAUUAAUGCCUGCAAGAGCUGAUAAGUUGGCUCACAAAGAGGUCCGCAUUUGCACCUCUCAGCUGAGAAUGGGAUCUGUGAUUGGCUUCCAACAGAUGUUAGCUUUAGCUUAAGUACUUGCAAAGAAGCAGAGGAAAUUGCACAAUCUGUUGAAAUUCUUUGCGGAGAGGUCCCCCUGUUAACAAACUAACCAUUUCUGUUUCGUUUCUCAGCUGUAAGCGAGGAAGAGGAAUGGAUCCAUUUACUUUCAAAGGGCCAAAGAUUAAAGGAAACAAUGGGCUACUUCUUCCUAGGCUGUUUCUUUGCACUCUGUGGACUGCUCUACCUGUUAUGAAAACUCUUUUAAGACUGGUAUUCAUAACCAUGAUUUGCCUUAUGAUGAUGUUUGCCCUUCAAAAGAAAGAAGAGUAAACACUAAAACAAAGGACAGUGCUAUAUAUAAAAUUUAUAGUGCCUGUUGUUGUUUUAAACUCCCAGUUCAACUUUCACAGUAAACUCAGCAAACCUCACUUCUGCAGUGUCCACAGAAAAUUGCUCAAGAAGUAAAAAGGGGCUGAUAAUUAACAUUUUUGUUUUCAGGGAUCAG